AUAGACACAUCCCAUAGGCUCCACCACCGUUUCAGGCGUUAUCAAGUCCCUUAUCCCAGGAAUUAUGAACGAAAGGCCCUAGAUCUAGAUGCUAUUGAUACCCUCCUAACUCGCCAAAUGAGCGGCGGUUCCUUGACCUGGCAUUCAUUCCCAAAAUCCUGGAACGAACCACCCGCGCAUGGUUCCUUCAAGAGAAUAUUAGAUUUAGGCUGUGGGGACGGUGUAUGGGUAAUCGAAGCUGCCAAGUACUGGAAAGGCUGCCAAGUCGUCGGCCUUGAUAUCGUACCUCUCAACCCAGACCUUCCUCGUCUCUCCAGAAACAAGGAUCUACUCAACAGAGUAAGCUGGGUCCAAGCAAAUUUCCUUGAAUGCCUUCCAUUCCCGAACGAAUCCUUCGAUUUCGUACACGUAAAGCGUAUCGCUCGAGGCGUGCCAGAGGACAAGGUCCGUCUGCCUGUUUCCUCCAACUGGGACGACCUCUUCGAAGAAAUCACCCGCGUGAUGAAACCAGGCGCAGCAUUUGAGGUCAUCGAAGAGGAAUUGACCUUCCCGGGGUCAGAUGGGGAAGGCAGCGAAGUUGGGACAUUGAGAAGUAAAGGAAGCAACAUUUCCAUGUCUAUCUCUAGUGUUGUAUCACUAGAUUCGACAGGCGUCAUCCCGCCGGAUCCGCGAGACCAUACAGUCCUUGAGACGAUUUACAACGAGACGCACGCGGAACGGUUCAUUAACCUUUCUCCAUUGAGUUUGUUGGCUAAUACGGUGGGGCUGUGGUUCAAAGGUGAGUCCUUGUUGUUCAUUCCAUCAUUUUUGGGCAGGGAUGAUGAUGGGUGGUGGGGUGCAUGGAUACGUCUCGGGUGA
Molecule: messenger RNA, 858 nt
Organism: Suillus bovinus
Lineage: Eukaryota; Fungi; Basidiomycota; Agaricomycetes; Boletales; Suillaceae
Product: S-adenosyl-L-methionine-dependent methyltransferase
Exons: 6
Molecular function (GO): methyltransferase activity
Source: RefSeq, a predicted model, not a curated record